Messenger RNA from Melanotaenia boesemani (Boeseman's rainbowfish), 4154 nucleotides. RefSeq lists its product as uncharacterized. The coding region runs from base 117 to 1649 and encodes 510 amino acids. The transcript is spliced from 2 exons. The record is from RefSeq and is a predicted model, not a curated record. Lineage: Eukaryota; Metazoa; Chordata; Actinopteri; Atheriniformes; Melanotaeniidae.
UGACGUUUUUUUGUUUGUUUUUUUUCCCUAACAUCCUUUGGUCGGCCACCAUUUUGGGAGUCAAAACACCCAACAAACAGCCGCACACACCUCCCACGCGUCUCCGUAGCCCUACUAUGGUACACACAUGUGUAGUAGCAGGCUGUAGGAACAGAAGGACGCCCGGCACCACCUUAUCUUUCUACCGUUUCCCCCGGGACCCUGAGCGGAAGCAACGCUGGAUAGCUGCCGUGAACCGAGAGGGCUGGGUGCCUAACGACGGCAGUCGGCUGUGUAGUAGUCACUUCAUCUCAGGUAAACAGGUGAAGAAUCCACGUUCGCCAGAUUAUGUUCCUUCUGUGUUCACUGCAGUUCCCUUAUCCUCUAAGAUGAAGGAGCCAGGUGCCUUAGAGGUCCCAGACAAGCAGGAGGCCCACGUGGAGGCGGCCAACGCCUUGCUGUUCCUCCAGGGCCAGGGCAGGUCCACUGCAGAUGAUCCAUGUCAGGAGGAGCGUACUGAGGAGAGGGAGCAGGAGGCUGUCGGAGAGGAGAGUUCAUCAUCUUCCCUUAGUGCUGACGAAGAUGACGACAGCGAUGAGGAAUCUGUGAGUGACUGUAAGAAAGGAAAGUUUGCUCAGACAUCCGAUGUGUCAGUUAACUUUGAUGACAUUCUGAAAGCAUUGAAGAAGGAGAACCAGACUCUCAGGGAGUCUGUGGAGAAAAUGUCACUUUCUGAGAACUCUCUGAGGAACGACGCAGAGAAGGUAAAGUUUUACACUGGUUUACCCAACUACUUUGUCUUAGAGACUGUCAUGUGGCUGCUGUCACCUCACAUGGACAGAAUGAGGAACAUGAAGCUCUCAAAGUUCCAGCAGCUUCUGAUGACACUAAUGCGUCUUCGUUUAGACCUCCGCAAUCAAGACCUCGCCUACCGUUUUGGAGUCAAAGUUGCCACGGUAACCAGAACAGUACAUCAGAUGAUCAACAUCAUGUCUUCCACUCUGGUGCCGACAGCUGUCUUCUGGCCUUCCAGGGCUGAACUCCGGAAAAAUCUCCCAGCAGCUUUGUGCAGCUCCCACCCAGACUGCGCUGUCAUCAUAGACUGUUUCACAGUGCCUUUUGAGGAGCCGGUUUCCCUAGGCAACCAACAGCAACAACAACAGAGGGUGCUUCCAAGCUCUCAGGGGGUGGGGUCAAGUUAUAAUGUGUUGAAGUAUUUGAUUGGUGUGGCUCCACAAGGAGUUGUCACUUUCGUCUCCAGGGGUGUGCUGGGAAAUGCGAGUGACAAGAGUCUGGCUGAGGGCUGUGGAUUUCUGUGCAAACUUCUCCCAGGUGAUGUUGUAUUGGCGACUCGGGACCUGGACAUUGGUGAGUCUGUAGCGGCCCGGGGAGCCCUGUUUAAAAUUGCUGGCAACUGCCAAGAAGAGACCUGUGGGAGACCAGAGGGCUCACCACUGGCUGAUACAGACUCUGAGACAGUGAAUGUGCAGAGGCAUGUGGAGAGGGUAAUCUCCAUGGUGAAGAAGAGGUACGCCAUGCUCACAGGCCCUGUUGAGAGCUCCUUCACCACAACUUCCGAGCGCACGUCAAACCUCUCAAUCUUUGAUAAGAUUGUGCAAGUUGCUUGUGCCUUAAACAACCUGUGCAUCUCUGCUGCUCCGCUUGAAUGAUUAGAACAGAAUAACCUUCUUAAUACUCUUCUACUUCCUUGUACUGCUUUGGUCUUUUCUCCCUGGACUCCAUCUAAAUCCACAUGGCAACAUUACAUAAUUUCUACAAAAUAUGAUUUACACAUACUUUCUCUAAUUUCUGUCACUCUCCAUUAUCUAGGUAUUUUUAAUCUAGGCUAUAGCAACAGUUCUUCCCAGCUUAGAAGCCUUGUUUUUGAGAUGUAUGGUCGCUAAGUUAUGCAACUCAACUCACAAAGAAUGGUAGAUUUGCAAAGAAUUUAUUUUUGAGGUUGUGUAUGACAAAGAAAUGUCUUCAUUGCUCUUUUGUGAAUACUGAAAAGGGCAAAACUCAGUCUGUUUUUCCAUGUCGAACAAACACUACUGCAUUGUAAUAAAACUGAUAACAUCCUCUUUCUGUUGCAGAAAAAGAUGAUAAAUCAGCUCUUGGUUGCUUGUAAAGGGGGAGCAGCUCAUGUAAUAUUAAAAUAUAUAUGGCACGUCUUAAAGUAACAAGAACAGUAUCACACCUAGAAUCAAGGUUAACCAACUGCUGGUGAGCAACAGAAACAUGGACAUUUCUUGACCAAUUCAACUUCUAUGUCUGCAGACAUACCACAGGCCAAUUUAGUACCUUUUUAGCCAAGUCUGGUAUUAAUCAACUACCACAGUUAGUUACAGUCCACUUCCUGGAAAGUUACCCAUCUGUGCAUUUUAGAUAUUUUCUUAAUUAAGCUAGAAUGCAUGUAUUAAUUAAAUGGAAAGAUUUAAGUGAAAUAGCACCCUUAUUUAUUUUUUUUUUUUAAGUUAUCUUUUGUUGUCCUCAAUUUUCAGUGCCUUAGUUUAUAAAGCUUUUUACAAAUGUGCCUGCAUUUCCUACAGGUAUUUAUUUUUGGCACCUUACAAUAUGCUUCAGACCCUCGUCUGGUCUGGUACUUGAGUCAGAGAUAAGGAGUCAGAACUCAAAUGAAACAUCUCAUAUAACCCCACCAAGCUUUUUGCAUAUUGAAAGGGAUUUUCAAACAUCCACCAUUUAUGUGAAUAUGUCUAAAGAAACCAAGCGGUUAUAGUCAUGCAUAUCACAGAGACUUUUGUGUUUUGGUUCAGUCUAAAAUGAGUUGGAACUCUUUCCAUUCAGGUUGUGAGUUUUAACAUGUGUUGCUUCAGUCUUAACCAGCAUUGAGUUCAAAAUGUGCCUUCUGUUCUCAGGCACGUCCAAAGAUGGCUGUACGUCCUUUCUGAGCAGUUAUAUUUCUGUUCACUUGUAACCUAUGCACAAAUUUUACCCCUCCACCUGCAAUGCCUGUUUAUCUGUCAAGGUUACAUUUCUGUUUUCAUUUGAAUGCUGUUAUCUCAUGUAGGUCUUUAAAUCAGAGACUUGUCUUUAAUCAGCAGUAAUGUAGAUGUUUUUUUUUCCUCCUUGAUGCAUGUGUUUUUGAUGAAUAGAUAUGGCUCCUUUUCUCAUUAUUGACUCACCAAACUGAUGUCUGCAAACUGGAAAACACUUAUUUCUAAAAAUGGGAAAUCACUCCCUCUGAUAGCAACAACUGUUGUGUACUAUGGGGUUGUUAUCAGAUGAAACCAAAUGCCUGUGUUAUUAAAAAAUAUUUGUGAUUUCAGUGUUUGUUAAAUCUGUUGUAUUUUAACAUGAGCACCAUUUGUCGUUUUGUUUCUACAUAAAUAAAAUAAUUUAAGUUUAGGAUACUUGCAAAACCUGGCCGAUAUAUAAUGUGGCAUCCUUCUAAAAAUAAAUAGAAGAUGAAGAAGAUUUUUGUUGAAAAUGAAUGAAAUGUGUUAAGAGAGACACUGGUUAAUGUCUGUUCUCUUACACCACCAUGCUGUUUGUCUUUAUGCUACAGUUACAUGUGCUUCCAUGUUGAGUAACCUGUAGAAGUUUCUACCGUAAUAUGGAUUCAAUAUGGAUUAAUUUAAGUUUAGGAAAUGCAACAUCCCUUUGCUGGUUCCUCAACACUUAAAACCUUUUAGUUUAGUGACGUUAGUACCAUCUAACUCUGUUAUAACUUUAUGACUAUGGGGUUGGAUUUCCUCUAACACUCAUUAAAUUUAACGCUUUUUAAAUGAACACUUUUAUUUGAUUUGUAAAAAGUUGUUCAGAUUCCAGAGGGGAGUGACUGAGUAAUGUAAUGUACUGAUAUCUUUUCAUUUAUGAAAGGGAGAAAAAUUCUGUGGAGGAGGCUCCACCUUGAGUAUGUGGGAUCAGAGAGCAGGGAAAAAGAAGAUGUCUCACUCCCUUUCUUUUUAAAGUCACUUUUUAUAAUAAUAAUAAUAAAAAUACAGAUCAGAGUUUUUGCAACCUCAGGAACUCCUUCAGAGAAAAUGUUGAUGCUCAAAAUUCAUUAUCAGAGUUGGGUCAUAUAUUUGGAUUUAGAGAAACUGCGUGAUGUGCUCAUACUCUACUUUUAUUGUUCAGCUUUUGUUUUCUACUAAACUACUAUUUGUAAAUGUAUUUUUAUUUAAAACGUCACAAUUUAAAGUCAACAAUUUCCC